Molecule: messenger RNA, 1203 nt
Organism: Camelina sativa (false flax)
Lineage: Eukaryota; Viridiplantae; Streptophyta; Magnoliopsida; Brassicales; Brassicaceae
Product: short-chain dehydrogenase RED1
Cellular component (GO): endoplasmic reticulum
Molecular function (GO): oxidoreductase activity
Source: RefSeq, a predicted model, not a curated record
ACGUGGACAAACUUCUGGGGAAGAAUUUUAAAAUUUUGAAACUAUCAUUCAUACUUUUACUGUGUUGAGAAACUCCUGGCGUGAUUUUUGCAAUUCGACCCUUAAAUUUCUCGAUUUCUCGUAAUUUAAGUAUCAUAGUUUCGUAGUUGCUCCAUUAUCCAAACCUUGGGAGAGAAUGGGAAGCAGCGGCGAUGAUACACCAGUGGUGCUCAUCACGGGAUGUUCUCAAGGAGGAAUCGGCCACGCGCUAGCGCGUGAGUUCUCGGCUAAGAAUUGUAGAGUGGUGGCGACGAGUCGAUCGCAGAGCACGAUGAUCGAUUUGGUGAAAGAUCCCAAGUUUUUCGUGGAGGAGCUCGAUGUUCAAUCGGAGCAGAGCGUGAGUAAAGUUGUCUCUAAAGUUAUCGACGAAUUUGGUCAGAUCGAUGUAUUGGUUAACAACGCCGGAGUUCAGUGUAUCGGACCUCUCGCUGAGAUGCCAAUCUCAGCCAUGGCUAACACCUUCAACACCAAUGUCUUCGGUUCUAUGAGGAUGACUCAAGCUGUAGUACCUCACAUGGCGUUUAAGAAAAAGGGAAAGAUUGUGAACAUAGGAAGUAUAAGCAUAAUGGCACCAGGACCAUGGGCUGGUGUUUAUACUGCAUCAAAAGCUGCUCUUCAUGCUCUUACAGAUACAUUAAGGUUGGAGCUUAAGCCAUUUGGGAUUGAUGUGAUCAACAUUGUUCCAGGAGGUAUUCAAUCAAACAUAGCUAACUCAGGGUUAUCGAGUUUCAAUAUUUUACCUGAAUUGAAACUCUACAAACCGUUUGAGGAAGCUAUCCGUGAGAGAGUGUUUCUGUCGCAAAACAUAAAGCCAAUACCUACAGAGACAUUUGCGAAACAGACUGUUUCCGUUGUGCUCAAGAAUAAUCCGCCGGCUUGGUUCUCUACAGGAAGGUUGUCGACCGUCAUGGCGAUCAUGCACCAUAUGCCGAUCUUCAUCAAAGAUUUCCUGUUGACUAAGAGCUUUAUGAAGAAGGGUGUCAAACCUGAGUAGAGAGAGAGUAGUGUCCUUGGUUAUAAAAGAAACUGUUUGAAAUGUAUCCAACAAGUGAAUAUGUUGCCUAACCAUGUUUAUAUCGUAAAGCACUGAAGCCAAGAUCGUCUAGACCCUUAUACUUUGGUACAAACAUUUAUACGGAAAAUAUCAGAUUAUGUUUUAUGCAA